Amblyraja radiata (thorny skate) is the source of this 10540-nucleotide messenger RNA. Its product is annotated as ribosomal protein S6 kinase beta-1. The transcript is spliced from 16 exons. The record is from RefSeq and is a predicted model, not a curated record. Gene Ontology annotation, biological process: protein phosphorylation; signal transduction. Bases 42 to 1664 code for a protein of 540 amino acids. Gene Ontology annotation, molecular function: ATP binding; protein serine/threonine kinase activity. Lineage: Eukaryota; Metazoa; Chordata; Chondrichthyes; Rajiformes; Rajidae.
ACGCAUGUGCGGGCGGCGGUGAUGGUGGGUAAGCGGAACCCAUGAGGAGCCGGGUAGCCGGAGAGCGAGAGAUGGCGGGAGUCUUCGACAUCGACCUGGACCCCGAGUACCAGCAGGAUGAAGGCGGCUCGGACGAGGAGCUGGAAGAGGUACUACAGUACAGUGACUGCAUGGAGCAUGGGGUUCCAUUUGAACUGGAUAUGGAACACUGUGAAAAAUUUGAAAUCUCUGAAAACAAUGUGAAUAGAGGUCCAGAAAAAAUAAGACCGGAGUGCUUUGAGCUUCUGCGCGUGCUAGGCAAAGGUGGUUACGGGAAGGUUUUCCAAGUAAGGAAGGUAUUGGGUGCAUAUACUGGAAAGAUAUUUGCCAUGAAAGUGCUAAAGAAGGCAAUGAUUGUUCGUAAUGCAAAGGACACAGCCCAUACGAAAGCAGAACGCAGUAUCUUGGAGGACGUGAAGCAUCCAUUCAUCGUGGAUCUGAUGUAUGCUUUCCAGACUGGAGGGAAGCUCUACCUCAUUCUUGAAUAUCUCAGUGGUGGAGAGCUCUUCAUGCAGCUGGAAAGAGAAGGAAUCUUUAUGGAAGACACCGCAUGUUUUUAUCUUGCUGAAAUCUCAAUGGCUUUGGGGCACUUGCAUCAGAAAGGUAUUAUUUAUCGCGACUUGAAGCCAGAAAACAUCAUGCUCAAUCAUCAAGGGCAUGUUAAACUAACAGAUUUUGGAUUAUGUAAGGAAUCUAUUCAUGAUGGUGCUGUGACUCACACUUUCUGUGGUACAAUAGAGUACAUGGCACCGGAAAUUUUAAUGAGAAGUGGACACAAUCGUGCUGUGGACUGGUGGAGUUUAGGAGCCCUAAUGUAUGACAUGCUGACGGGAGCACCUCCUUUCACUGGCGAGAACAGGAAGAAGACUAUCGAUAAAAUCCUGAAGUGUAAACUCAAUCUGCCGCCCUACCUCACACACGAAGCCAGAGACCUUCUUAAAAAGCUGCUAAAAAGAAAUGCUUCAUCCCGCCUUGGAGCUGGAGUUGGGGAUGCAGCUGAUGUUCAGGCUCAUCCUUUCUUCAGACAUACAAACUGGGAGGAUCUUUCAGCUCGUAAAGUUGAACCGCCCUUCAAGCCAUUUCUGCAAUCAGAUGACGAUGUCAGUCAGUUUGAUUCAAAGUUCACACGGCAAACACCUGUUGACAGCCCUGAUGACUCGACCCUCAGCGAAAGUGCCAAUCAAGUCUUCCUGGGAUUCACCUAUGUGGCUCCAUCAGUACUGGAAAGCGUUAAGGAAAAAUUCUCAUUUGAGCCAAAAAUCCGUUCACCUCGCAGGUUUAUUGGCAGCCCUAGGACUCCGGUGAGGUUUUUUUGUUUGGCUGGAGAGAGGUCACCUUGUGUGCGAGUUGCCUCAAAUGUGGGUCCUCUUUUAAGCAGCCCGAUCAAGUUUUCUUCUGCCGACUGCUGGAGUCGGGGAUCCGGCAUGGAACCACCGCCCAGAGGGCGUGGGUCAUCGGACUACCCCAUGGACGUUGGGAUGGAACAGAUGGACGUAACCGUUAGUGGAGAGGCAUCUGCUCCACUGCCGAUCCGGAAUCCAAUGGGCGUGAGUUCUGUGCCUUUCAAAAAGCAAACGUAUCCCGUGCCCCCGAACAGACCAGCACACCUCCGCAUGAACCUAUGACGACAGCUGAACAGGGAAAGAAAAUAGAACACCGAUUGAAAACUGUGGAUGCAAGCACUAACCGAGUAUACACGGGAGAGUGUAAUUGGGGAUGGUACCAAAUCUCCCCACCUUUCUCCCCCCUCAGCCCUUUACGAAAAAUGUCCACGGAAGUCUCGGUUCAGAUCCGAUAUACAAUGAAAACAUACAUCACUGACCGGAAAAAAAAGGGAGAUUAAAAUAAUUGGUAGGAUGGUGAACAUCUUUGCGAGAUUGACGCCCCAUGUGGUGAUUCACCUCUUGAGAUUCUGCACUUGACAUUAACAGAAAACGCCCGUGGCUCAUCAUUGUAAAUGGUGUUGAAGAAAUCUUCCUGCUUUAGGUGCCUGAUGAACACAGUAUUACCAAAAGCAGAGUUGCUGCACAGCUUUGCCUACACCUCUCAAUCAAACUGAAGCGUGUGUCCAGAGGGUGAGGUUGGGUUCCAAGAAUGCCCGGUGUGUCUGCACUCGGAUGUAAAGGAUUGCACCGUGUCAUACCGUUAGAAGAGCUCAAAAUCUCAGAUGCUAGGACCAGCGUUAUAAUACAUUGGAGCCCACGUAAAUGCAGUUUAUGAAGAGAGAUCAUGGAUUAAAAUAUCUAAAUACCACGCUGCUGUGCGUGCAUGUUGAUACAAUUGCAUUAACUCUUUGGUGCAUUCAAGUCUUAAAAGCCUACGUUUGCUUUGUCCAGACUUAAUGUUUGAAGAGGUUUAAAGUUUACCACAUUAUCUGCCUUUUUGCCUACUGCAAUUAUACUCUUAGAGUUCUCUGUAAUCACAGUACUGGAAUAGAUUUAUUUUGAAAUAACACAAUCCCGCCUGCUGAGUAUGUCACCAUAUAGGUGAUGGUGUGCGAUAAGCACUUUAAACUCUGGCCAACAUAAAUUUAUCGCUCAUUGUGACAGAAAAUCCCUAUUUAAAUCCUCUUUAUGUGCCCUCUUAAAUUUCUCCUUUCUGCAUCUCCUUCAAAAUGCAUUCACAUGUUGGUGUCAAAUUAAUCCGAGGCCCUAAAGGUGAUGUUUCGCCAGCCCACUGAAUGAGGUGAGUGUAAGGAAGGCAAGGUGAAAGAAAGGUAAACCUUGUCGGCCUAAUGCAAAUUUUCCCUUCGGUUCAAGUAUAUCUGAGUCUGAAACUGACAAUUAGCACUUUCCAAGGAAUCAUGGUGCUGAACAGUACACUGCAUUCUUUCCUCCGUUAUGUCACUUGACAAAUAUUUGCUCAGAAUCCGCCAUGCGGUGAUCUAGGCCUCCAGGUCCGAUCAGUGUGAAGUGUAAGCGUGUGCUCAAUCUUGUUUUCUUUAUAAACUGCUUUUUCUCUGUUUCUACACUUGAAAUUGGUUGAGCCAUAGGAUACAAGCCAUAAAUGCCUUUACGCAUGCAAAGGCAGUCUGGCAUGCAUUUGGCCUUUUUGAGUACAAAAUGAUAUGAGAGCUUAAAUCCAAGUUUAAAAGUGGCUGAUACACAUAUAGCUCUUAAAGAGACAUGAAAAGGCAGUUACAGAGCUAUUUGUUUCACUGAUUUGAUUCUCAUUGAAUUUCUAAAUACUUUGCCAAUUCUUGUUCUUUGGGCCUGUGUGCUGUGUCAUUAGAUAUUAUAUUUUAUUUUUGCUACUUCAAUCUAGAUUUUUUUAUCACAGGUUUAUAAAUCUUCACCUAAUUCUUCUCCAAGUAAUUACAAGUCAUAAUUUCACCCUUUUCCAUUCCAUUACGGGUCAUCACUUCGCCCUUUCCCAAUCUGUUACGGGUCUUCACCUUGCCCUUUCACAAUCCAUUUUAGCUAGAGUGAAGAUGCACAAUGAACCUUGUUUGAGUACUUUUUACCUUUUAUGUUUUCAAGUAGAAAAUCGAGGCAAACCAAAUGGCCUCACUAUCAGCAAAGGUCGUCAGCUUGAAGUACGAGAAAUGGUAGCAAGAGAGCAACAAAGAAAGACUGGCUUCAGUGUGUUAAUUCCUGAAAUUCAGAUUAAGGUAGUUGACUGUUAGCUCCAUCUCUCCCCACACCCCACUUUGUUGAGCAUCAUAGUGCAAGAUAUUAUUUCCAUUGUUUUUAAAAAUUCAUGCUUCAAAUAGUAUCAAACCAGAUUGGCUUGUUUCAUUUUUGAGUAAAAUCUUGGUUGACAAUGGCACAUGAUUCAGGAGAACAUGCGGACCCCUGUGGGUCUUGUAGUGCACCAGGAGCACCAUUUUCAGUUCUCUGAUUUGUGAAAACUGAGUUUAUUUCCUUCAUUGGACGUGCUAAUUCGGAGUUAAUUCUGAUAAUUUAUGGCAAAAAGUGGGAAACUUUGGAAUCAAAUCUUAUAACAUGCAGACUUACUGCAUGAUUUUGUGAGACUGAGCAAAUCUCCCAGUCGGUCGUCAAUACUGAAACAGGCCACCUAGCUAAUUGAGGCUGGCAAUGUACCCAAUCAAUGGCAGACUCAAACCAGUCGAAUACUUUUUUUGAUUGGUUUCAGAAAUGCUAAAAUUGCUUUCUAUUUCCUGGUGCCUCUGUGAAUGGUAGGCUACAGCAAGCAUUGUCAAUGUUUGAAAUUGGCCAUGUUCCCAACGUGUUGAACAAAAAUAAAUUUUGUAAGUCUUUUGAAAGGUGUUCAAGAUGAAAUAUAGAUAAAUCAUUCCAUAAUUUACUGCAGUCACCCAAUUCCUUUUCCGUUGAGUUGGAAUGUGGAAAUACUUCAGCUGGCAAGGGUGAUUGGUCUUGGAGUGAAGCAUCAGUUCCUUGUGGCAACAUGACAUGCCACAGUUCCUUUCUGAGCAGAGAAUCAUGGUGCGAACCUAUGUCCCGACUGUACCAGACUGAGAUUGAACACUGUCAGCCAGUAAAACACCUCAUUCUAAUAUCAUGCGAGAGUUUGAUGGAGAAAUUUUAACAAGUUUCCUGAACCAAAAAACAUUUGAAAUUUAUAAGUCCUAUAGCUAACCAUUUUAGUCAGGGAAUAUUGUCACGGAAGAGUAGUUUUACUGUUUAUCCAAAAGGUUGGUUGAUUAUUUUUUGGUAAAAUAAUCUGUUAUAUUAAUGUUUAUAUUUUAAGUUCACAACAGCCCAACUACCUCCUGCUUUAUUAUACGCCCUUUUUAAUGGGGACUACAGACAUUUGUGCUAAACUCUGAUGCUUGUUCUAGUUAAAUAGAAAGUAUCAAAGAAGGAUAAAGACCAGCACCUUUGAAGUCACAGUUGUUAUUAUUCACGAAGCACAAAGUACUGGGGCUGUUGGAUUUUGAGCAAAUCCAGUUCAUUUUACGCUGAGGAUCAUGGGAUUUAAAAAAGCUUUGUGAAUUGCCUUCCAGGACUAAUUUUUCCCCCUCCUGUUUUGAGUAACACAAUGAGCUUGAGUUAGAGCAGUCCAUUAGCCUACAGUUGCUCAACGCACAAAUAACUUUUAUUUAUAUAUUUCAAAAUAAGAUUACAAUCAAUGACAUAAAGUACUUCAAAAUUGUCCAAAAAAAAAAUGACAGGUUGCAAUUCUAAGUAAUUUUGAAAUUGAUUUUUGAGAGAACUGAAAAUGGGUCAUAAUUUUUAUGGAAAUGUUAUUGAAGGAGAAUAAUGUUCUGGUUUGCUUGGCUGUAUUGUUAAAGUACAUUUCAAUGUCCAAUCUCAUUUUCGUGCAAGAAAAAUUAAAAAGUGUUAAUUGGAUCGGAUCAUGCACUUGCUGGUAAAUGGAUUACAAAUGUCUUUAGCACCCCAAUAUUCGAUAGGACAAGGCUGUGAUGCUGAAGUUAAAAGGUUGAGAGAACAUCGGUUCAGCAUCCUUUAUUGCUUGUCCUAUGCUUUCAGACACUUGUUGAUGGUUUCCAACAAUAUUCUACCAGAUUGGCAAGCAUUCAUUUACCCACCACGUAACUGGAAAAGUGUAAGGAAUAAAAGUAUGUGCCCCGUGGCAGCACAUGGUUACAUUUUGCUGUACUUCAGUACUGCUUCAUAGAUAUCGUACAGUGACUGUAGAAAAUAGCAAUUAAGCAUUGAAUUACUUUUAAUUCUGCAGUCAAUCUUUUGUAUAUUGCAGUCUGCAAUCAUGUGAAGGCUGUUUUUCAAAAUUGUAACUGCAACACCAAACAUUUUCAAAUGAGCUUUGUUGCUCUUAAAUAAAACAUCCAGCAUCUCCAAAGAAUUGUACUGAACUUUCAAUAUAAAAUUCUUAAGCUCUUUAACAUCCAGGAAAACAAUCAUAAAUUAUAUUCUAAAAUUCAAAAAGGCUUAAAGUCUGGCGGUUAAUUCAGCUCUCUUCAGAGGUUUUAAGCCUUUUUGUUCAUGACAUUUCCAUCUAUUUUUUCUUUCUCUAUAUGUUCUCUAUAAUUUGGCACACCUAACUUAAAUAAGAGGAAAAUAUUGGGAAGAGGAAAGUGAAGAAUGUUACAUAUAUAGAUUUAUUGUAAAGGCUGGAUUUUGAAGGCCUGCAGAUUACAAUGUUGUUUUAAACAAGGAAUUUUCUUGAUUUCAUGCACUGUUUUCCCUUACUUUGUAAUUAAUUUGCAUCAGUAUCCGCUCCCCUCCUGGGAUGACACAGUGACAAUGGCCACUUAGUUGAAGAUAAACUAUCCUCUUGGGAACAUUGGGUUAAUGAGAGCUGCUCCUACAUGGAAAGUUUCUAAUUUUGUGUGAGUAAAACGUUCACCAAUUGAGGUUGGGAAAGAGGUCUUGGCGUUGUCAAGUUUCCAUCCUCUCUUUCCUCUUUCCUCCACAAGACCACAUUGCCUCUUCCAUCCAACAGUGAUGGUGUUUCUGACUCGGGCCAUCCUAUAUUGGGGAAGGGAAGAAUUUCAAUGAAAAUGAGGGUGGUAGACAUUUCAGUGGUAGCUGUAGUCAUGGUGGGCUCUUUGGGAAGGUGAUAGAUCAAACUAUGCAAACCCCCCCCCCAUUCUAUUUUUUGUAAAUAAAACAAAAUGGAUUUGCCUAAUUGUUUAAUAAUCUUUGCAAAUUAGGCAUUGUAUUUUAACAGAUUUAUGAAAGUUUCUUGUCAAUCCUUAUUUUUGUAUGAUCUAUUUGAAUCUUCCUUGCAGCCAAAGUGGCUGGUUGAUUUGACUAAUAGAAUAGAAACAUUUUAUAAAGUGCUUCCUUUUCCCCUCUCCCCUCAAGCCUUUCUGUUGUAGAUUUAUUAGUUACUUUGUAAUUCUGUAGGUCGUAUGUAUUUGUGGGGGAAGAGGAGAAAUAUCAGUUUGUUUAUCAAAGCUUUUCAACUUUCAUGAAUGUGUAGUCUUUUUGGACUAUUAAAUUUAUUUUUGUUUGUAAAUGUAGCUGUUGAAACUGCCAUUAAUGUAUAUUUGAGUUUGUGAAUCUGGUAAAGAGAUGGAAAUAUGUGGAUAUGUCUCAUCGUUCUCAGCUGUCAUGGAUUUGGUUUUGCAUUUGAGUGUUGAGCCAGUUUGGUGCGGGCUAGAUCUCACAGAGACUGUAGAGACUGUUUUGGUAUCAUCCCCCAAGGAAAGGUCUCGGCCAUAAUAGUUCACUGCUUCCUUCACGCUACUGCUUUAUCAUCGUCUCAGUUUUCUCUGCUAAAGGUUAGUGUUUGAAUCUUAAAUCUGGGCUGGAAGAGGGGGUAAUCUCACUCCAACAUUGGGUAAGACCUCGUCUGGAGGUAUUCAUGUUAUCUUAAAAACUGCCUUGUACCAACGCAGCAGUGUAAUGUCACUUAACCAAAUAGUUCAUCUCUUUAGAGGUAUAUGAAGUUUAGGAAAUGGUGUUUUUUUUUAACUUCCAGAAAGAAAUUACUGCUUGUUGCAACAUGUAGAUCACAGGGACACGUGCACGUAUAUUUCACCUCCAGUACUAUGCUUAAAUUAUCAUUUGUUUGAUCUUCAAACACGCUCACUUUUAGAUUGUUGCUUGCUUUCUCUAGGAAAACAAGUGGAGCCUGUACUUUUGCUGGGGUUGAGUUGGUCAUCAGUUCAUGCAAGGCUUGCCUCAACAGCAGUUUUAUCGCCAUUGGCAACCAGCAACCACUCAGUUUCCGCAGAUAACAGGACACUGGGUUAGUUUGGAUUUCACAUUAUUAAUUGCUAGGUAUAUCUACAAGCAUUAUUACAAAAUCAAGACAUUGAUUAAUCUAAUUCUUAAUAGAAGAUACUGAACUUUAGAAAAGUUGGUCUGUGCUUGAGAUUUGCCCAUACAGUGAAUUAGUUAUCUCAAACCUGCAGUCGGGUAAAAGAUGAACGGUGGACCAUGGACUUCUCAUCAAAUUAAAGAUGACAGAGCCAAGCCCUUAAAACCAUUCAUCCAUAAAUUGCUGAUUGUAUGAUGCAUACUAAUGAUGCAAGAUUGAUCCAUUCCUGCCUAUGCCCCUUUCUCACAUGUUUGCAGGGCUUUGCAUUAGCAACUCAGUCACUCUUUCAUCAGGCAAGAACUUAGAAAAUGAGUGUUGGCCUGCUGUUUUACUGUGGUGCGCAUCACGGUUGAACAUACGUUUAUUGAUACAUCAAACUGAGGGUUACACCUCUUCAUCUGUGCUCUGCGCUUUCUGCUUUUGACAAAAUCGGGUUAAACUAAAUCAAUACAUGUGCAGAGAUGCACAUCUGACACUUGCGCACCCCUGUCACUCUUUCACUUCCACUGCAACCCCACCCUUCUGCAUACUCAGCACCAGGCCACAGUCUACUUUAAACCAAUGAGCCACUAGAUAGCUGAACGAGACACUCUUAAUAAUAUUCAAGUUAAUCAUCGUCAUCUUCUAAAUAAAUGUAUGAUGGGUGUCUUGUCUAAGCAGCAUACACUUCCGCAUCUGCUUCUAAAUUGCUGGCUUAAACCACAAUAUAUUCUUUUAUACUAAAAUGCUAAUCCCCGUGAAAGAAAAGCUGCAAAUGCUGGGAACAUGAAGUUUUGAAAAAUACACAAGGAAACUAGCAGAUUGGCCACCUUUUAAAAUGGACCGGCUUUCUGAGAAGCGUUAAGUUACUUUGUUUUACUUGUUUUUCUGUUCCGUGUCAACCAAAGGGAAAGCUGACUUUCUGUGCAGUGUUUGUUUUGCAAUGUGCUUUCCCCCCUUCAAACUAAGAAAACGUUUACACUGGAUUACUGCCAUUUUGUACUGAAGUGGAUGGCAGUUGGCAUUACUCAAAGUGCUGGAGGAACUCAGUGGGUCAAGCAGCAUCUCUGAGGGUCAUGGAUAGGUAAUUUCUCCACCUGAAACAUCACCUAUCCAUGUCCUCCAAAGAUGCUGUCUGACCCAUUGAAUUACUCCAGGACUUUGGGUUCUACAGAAGAUGCCAGUAGCUGCAAUUCAUUGUCUCUGCAAAUUAGCAUUACUGGUCUAUGGGAUGAACGUGGAAGUCGUGUGUGUGUGCAUGCAAACAUCAGGGAAUCCCUAACAUUAUCACAGACCUCACUCUUCACUGUUCACAGUUGAAUUCAUCAUUCCCUGAGAUGACCCUUUUUUAAUCCUUACCAUUAUAGACAUUGUGAAGCACACAAUUAUGAAGCUGUCUGAAUCAAGUCACAAAAGCAGAAUGUAGACUUAAAGAUGGUUGAAUAUUGAAUCACCAGAGUGGACACUAAUUCUUAGCUUUAACAUUAGCAGCAAGUUUAGAAAAAUAUUUUUGUAAUUUUUAAUAAUAGGACUGUAGUCAUCUAAGUUUUCAGCUUGGUGUGGCAAGAUUGUAACAGAUACAAGUGUCGAACAGGUUUUGCCCAUCAUUUGGAACUUUGCAUCAAUUUAAAUUGGCAUUGGCUGGUUUUGUCCCAACAGAGGAAAGAUUUAGUUUGGAAAGCCGUGUUGCUCAUGAAUGCCAAUACCAAUGUGCUGUUCCUGCUUAUGCUAUUAAUUUGGAUAUCGUUAUUUGCGUUUGGCAUGUUAGAAAUUGGUGCAAUUUGGGCAACAAAUACACAUAUCAGGACAUCUUCCCAUUGGUGUGGAUGGUUAUUGAUGUAAAUAGAGGCUGGUUGAAUGUGGUAGUACUUUCUGAAUAUAUUACAUUGCGAUGGCCAGCUCUCAAUUUAUUGAAGUCAGUUAACGAGUCAUUACAUUUACUUUCUCCAGCCAGCCCCCUUCCGAACCCCCUCAUCUAUGGACCCCAAAUACCAAAAGAGGUUCUUUGUUUUAUGACUAUCUGUAAAGUUGUCCAGCAGGCGGAUGCAUAUGUCAAAUAUUAAUCAUUUUAAUGAUAUCAGUGAAAAUUAUAGCACCCAACAGUAAAUAUCCCUGGCAAUGUGAAAGAAUUCUAGACACAGUCAGAUCUUUCACCAGCUGUUGGGAGGACUUUUCCUGAAUUUAUUUUAGUGCAUCUCGAACACCAGGGAAUUGGAUUCUGUUUAAAGUACGACCUGUGCUAACUCGGACCUUGAUGUAAAUUCUGGUGCCACAAUUAAAGGAAUUGAACUAAGAGAAAAUUGGUGCAGUGAUCACUACUGCUAGACCUUAUGCAUUAUGUAUAACUUGGAAUAUUCUCUGCUACUCUAAUGAAUGGUGCUUGCUGAGGAGACAGUUUGAAACUUUCUAUCAUGUUCAGUCGGAGUUUCAAGCAUUCAUUAUGCAUCUGAUUAGAUCCAUCUUUAUUUGCAUGGACAAUCCUGUUAGUUACAAUUGGCUGUGUAGAACAAAGAGUAACAAGACUCCUUUUGCCCCAGCCCUUCAUUCCAACAAGAGGAAAUAGCACAAAUAUCUCACUUUAUCACUUGAAAGAUGUGUGAACAUUUUACCUGUUCUUGGGUGACCUUUGGUUCUGAGAUCAGUAUUUUGGCAUGGUGCUUUUACUGCUGGAGAAUCUUGCCUCAUUAUUUUGAGAGAACUACACUGUUGCCUGAGUAAAAAUGGUGUGAAGCUGCAUUUUUUUCUCCUUGCUAAUUAUCUUGUACUUAUUCAGCUUUAUUAUUGAAAUCAAAUUGGUCAAUGAAUGAAGAGCUGUAAAAUCCCAUUAAAAGGCAAAUUUGAAUGAACA